Oncorhynchus tshawytscha (Chinook salmon) is the source of this 1707-nucleotide messenger RNA. RefSeq names its product sphingosine-1-phosphate phosphatase 2 (gene sgpp2). Lineage: Eukaryota; Metazoa; Chordata; Actinopteri; Salmoniformes; Salmonidae. Gene Ontology annotation, biological process: phospholipid dephosphorylation; sphingosine metabolic process. Gene Ontology annotation, cellular component: endoplasmic reticulum membrane. The coding region runs from base 825 to 1640 and encodes 271 amino acids. Gene Ontology annotation, molecular function: sphingosine-1-phosphate phosphatase activity. The record is from RefSeq and is a predicted model, not a curated record. The transcript is spliced from 5 exons.
AGGAACCGGCUGCUAUACUUCCUGUUCCUGGUGUCGGCAGGGCUGGGUCACGAGGUCUUCUACAUCACCUUCCCUCCUUGCUUACACUGGAACCUGGACCCCUUCCUCUGCAGACGCCUUGUCAACAUCUGGACCAAAAUAGCUGAUGACCCUUCCAACUCCGCCCACCGGCAUCCUAAUAAGGAAACAAGAACAAAGACAGAAUACGGCAGACAGAGUGGGAGGGUCGUCACAUUCCCCCCCAUAAAACCGGGGACCAACAAGGACCCCAGAACAUCAUACCAGCCUCUGCGUCCCAAAUUGACGAGGGGUUAUGUGUUCACAACCGCCACCUGCACCAACCAACCUCCUCCUCCCCAGAUCUCAGCAACCUUUGUGCAUAGGAAGCAAUAUUUAAGAGGAAAGAAUUGGCACCUGCCAAUAGCCUUUUAACAGGUCAAAUUUGCUCACAAACUUAGCUGCACCGACUUGAUCAACACAGUCCUCCAUCCGAGGAAGAGGAAAUGAAUCUGGCUUUGUGACACUGUUUACCUUACGGUAGUCCUAACAAAAACAGUGUGUUCCAUCCGGUUUACUGACCAAGAUACAAGGAGAAGCCCAACUGGAGAAAGAAGGCUCUGCUAUCUUAUUCUCCAGCAUGUACUUGACCUCAGCAUCCAGACAACGUAGUUUCUCUGAAGAAACUCUAUAGAACCGCUGACGAAUGGGGUCAGCACCUCCAAUGUCAAUAUCAUGUUCUAUUAAGUUUGUACGUGUAGGUGUAUCAGAAAACAAACCUGGAAAUCUCUGAAUCAGACCAACCAUCUCUUUCCGCCCAUCAACAGAUGGUGAUGUACAUCGGCCAGGCCCUGAAGGAUGUGCUGAAGCUGCCACGCCCUCUAUCGCCCCCAGUGGUGAAGCUGGAGAAGCGUGUGGAUGCUGAGUAUGGCCUUCCCUCCACCCACGUCAUGGCCACCACCGCCAUCUUCUUCACCCUACUCCUCAGCGCCCCUUCCAGGGUUCAAUUCCAGUUUGAAGUGGGUCUGCUUGUGGCGGUGGUGCUGUCUGUGUUGGUGUGUCUGAGUCGUCUGUACACAGGCAUGCAUUCUGCUCUGGACGUGAUCUGUGGUGCUCUAAUCUCAGCCACAUUAAUGUUGGUCACCUAUCCAUACUGGGAAACCUUCGACCGGCUCCAGCUCACCUCCCCACUCUCCCCCAUCGGGGCAUUGGUACUAGCUCUCUUCCUGAGCUACACCUACCCUGAGCUGGACCAUUACACCACCACGCGGGGGGACACCACCACCAUCCUGGGGGUGGGUGCAGGCUGUUCUGUGGGCUACUGGGUAAAUGAGAGGCUGGGGGAGACGUUUGAGCCCCAGGGGGUGCUACCCGUACCCCUGCCAGCACUGACACUGGGUGGCUUAGCCCUGGCCAGCUCCCGCUUUGUGGUGGGUGUCGUGGCGUUGGUGGCAACUCGACAGAUAAUGAAGACAGCCAGUCUGUGGGUGCUGUGCUCCUGGUAUGGAGUGUCAGUCAAAGACAUAGACGCCAGGAGAAGGAAGGAGAUCGAGGUGCCGUAUAAAUUCACCACCUAUACUUCUAUAGGCCUGGUCCACUCUAUUCUGGUCAAUAGACUGUUCAUAGUACUGGGACUGCUAUGACCCAAUGCUUUUAUGAACUGUUAAAAUAUAUACACUACCAUUCAAAAGUUUGGGGUCACUUAGAAAU